AAUAUCGCUUCUAUACAUGAUUAAACUAAUUUUUGCAUUGUUGUCCGUUUGUUGCAUUCUAGAAGCUACAUAUGGCUUCAAACAGAAUGGGUAUAAUGUACCUCCCAGGAGUGGAAGGCUUUCCAGAAUCAAAGCAUCAGAUAGCAGUACCUUGCGGGAUAUUAAUGCCACUUCAGUAGAGGAUGCCCUAGAUCUUGUAAGACCACAGAUUGCUGCAGAAGGAGGGCAAGUGUCGUUAGAAGGGAUCAAUGAUCAUGAAAUACUCAUUAAGAUGCACGGUAAGUGCAAAAAUUGCGCAUAUCGCAUGAAAACUGUUAAAAGUGUAAUAGAAGCAACACUAAUUAAGUUCCUAAAGUCUGAAGUGGGAAAGCAAAUUACAGUCAAAGUUGUAGAUGACUAACGAU
Babesia bovis T2Bo is the source of this 404-nucleotide messenger RNA. RefSeq names its product NifU-like domain family protein. The record is from RefSeq and is a predicted model, not a curated record. The transcript is spliced from 2 exons. Gene Ontology annotation, molecular function: iron ion binding; iron-sulfur cluster binding. NCBI's taxonomy places the organism in Eukaryota, Apicomplexa, Aconoidasida, Piroplasmida, Babesiidae. Gene Ontology annotation, biological process: iron-sulfur cluster assembly. Bases 17 to 400 code for a protein of 127 amino acids.